Molecule: messenger RNA, 519 nt
Organism: Bombus pyrosoma
Lineage: Eukaryota; Metazoa; Arthropoda; Insecta; Hymenoptera; Apidae
Product: HIG1 domain family member 2A, mitochondrial
Exons: 4
Coding region: 17-415 (132 amino acids)
Biological process (GO): mitochondrial respirasome assembly
Cellular component (GO): mitochondrion
Source: RefSeq, a predicted model, not a curated record
CUGAUUGGUUAUUUCUAUGAACACGCAUUUUAUAAACUCGCCUUACAGCAGUAUAGUACUACCACAUUUAAUUAGAAAAUUGUAUAAAUUAAUAGGUACAACAAAAGAUCAAGAAACGUUAGAUGAAUUAGAAUGGAUUCAAGUAGUACGUACUGAGCUGAAUGAAAAUGAUAAUGUCAAAGAGCCGAAAGGAGCAAUACAAAAAUUCAAAGAGAAUCCUUUAGUACCUAUAGGUGCUACGGCAACUGUAGCUGCUCUGAGUUAUGGCUUGUACAAUACUUUUAUAGGAAAUAGUCAAAUGGCGCAAUAUAUGAUGCGUAGUCGAGUUGCAGCACAAGCUUUCACUAUUAUAGCCAUGGUUGGUGGACUCGUAGUUAUGGGAAAAAAAACAAGAGUUAACAAUCCAAUAUUAUGAAUGAUUUUAUUAAGUUCAUUUACACAAAUGUCAAAUGACAAAUCUUUUUGAAGAAAUGCCUAUAAGAUUUUAAUGAAAUGAAUAAUGGUAUGAGAGUAUACCAU